GCUUGCCAGCUCGGUACCUCUCCGUCACAAGGCCUGGGAAACCAGAACGUCCAGCCCGGAUUUUGCACACUAGUACUGCCAUCUCCACAGACGCUGCUAUCUCGUCCUGUCGAGCUAGUCCUGCAGCUGACUUGGUUAGCCGCUCGCCCUGACCUAGUCAAACCAUCUCUCGACCAGCGCCGCCGCGGAAACUCCCAUUUGUCGCCUCCUUCCCCUCGCCACUUGGCUGCGCCGUAACGGCUUCAGAAAACGACGAGAGAUCCAAGGUGGGAGUCACGCCUCGACCCUCCAUCCUCUUCCCGCUGCAACACCAGCCGAAGAAGGAGGGAGAAAAAAACAACCACCCCCAGCCACUGCGAAUCAGAAUUGGGCAUUUCCUCGACUAGGGACGGCACAGGGCGGCCAGUCUCGACUCGAACGCGAAUAAAAAAGCAAGCAAGACAAACACGCUGCUCAGUGGCCAAAUCGAAGAAAGAAGGAAGCAGGAAAAAAGGGGCGCGGGGAUAAGCGACAGACAACACUGACCAGCCGCCAGCCAACCACGGUGCCUGGCCUGAGACCUACCUCCACAUCUGGACGAAAAGAAACGACGAAAGCUCUCCGGCAGUGGAGGGUCACCACCACGGCUCCGAUUCAACGCCGGAGGGGGCAACAGCGCGCCCUCUGAGAGCGAGAGGCACCCGACACCCGCCUUCUUUUCUGCCUCUGCUCCUUCCCGCCGCGGGCCACCGAUAAAAGGGACGGGCAACGGGCCAGAUGCGUUGACAUGGAGGGCUCGUCAACCCCUCUCGCCGACUACUUCUGGAUCGCCGGCAUCGAGUCCAUCUCCUACGGCGAUGCCCCGGCCCCCCAGGCCACGAUCCAGCCGCCCACCGUCGAUGAGACCAUAACCGAGGAUGGCGAGGCCGAGUCGGCCAGCGAGGCGGCGAAUCCGCCCACGACGAGCCGGCCCGCCGCCGCCCGCCACUCGCGCCAGAACUCGGGCGGCACCAGGCUCUCCAAGAGCAUGUUCGAUUGCUUCGCCAUGGAGUUCUCGCCCCUAGACGACAACAACGACGCCGGCUUCACAAAAAGCAACAGAAGCAGCGCGACUAUCCGCCCUGUAGCCGGCAGCCCUUUGUCGCCCACAUUCAACCUGAGCCUUAGCUUCGGCACUAGCAACGGUAUCGGGAACAGCAGCAACGGCAGCAGGAACACGGAGAGCAACAGCAACGGCAAUGGCAACGCCGCCCCUAGCUCCAACACAACCCCCAAUCUCAACGGCACCUCCAACGGCAAUGGUGUCGGGCUUUUUUCUCCGCCAGGAGAACGCCGCAACUCCGGGUACGACUUCGACUUCGACAAGGCCCUGUUCAAGUUCGCCUCAGAGCGCGAGAACUUUCUCGAUGACUUGAGCUUCAGCGCCGGAGCCAAGCUGCAGACGCGGCCACCCAUGGUGAACACGCGGGCCGAGCGGAUCAAGGCCGAGGACGCCAUAGAAAGCGGGAAAAUGAGCCCACUCAAGAGCAUCAAGGGUAGUAUCCGACGCAAAAUGAGUUUUAGGGACAUGAACAGUGUGAGGAAGCAGUCUCUCACGCCGAGGCCUCAAGCCGCAUCGAUCCGCACAGCAAAGCGUCUCAGCAACUACAACUCGGUCAUCCCGCCACCCGAGCCUCUCAACACCGACCCAGACAUGCACCCCCUGAAGCGCCGAUUUGAGCCGACGUUGCUGGACAGGUACCCGCCCAAGGACGCGUCCGACGAGGUGGUACGCAGGGGCCGCUUCCCAGACUACGUCCCCAUGUUCGCCUUCCCCAACGACAUCCAAGUCGUGUCUUCGGACGAGCGCCCACGGUCCACAUGGCACGGCUUCACCAUGACGGCUGAGGACAACAGCAAAAUCUACGGCAUUUCCAUCAUCGUUUGGACCGCGGUCAAGGUCGACAUUGCCGAGCAGAUCGAGAAAAAGUGCGAACAGUGGCGGCGGAGCCACAUGUCCAACGAGGAGCGCGAGUUGGCGGCGAGCCUGGGCAACCGACUGGCCGCGGAGCGUGCGCAUCUUUCGCAGCUUCUCGCCGAGCUGCCCGGCGCGCCGUCGGGGUCUUCGGAUCGUGAGUCUCUGGAUGAGGAGAUCAGCGUGGUCGAGGAAAAGAUCGCGCUGAUGGCGGAGAUGUUGCGGCCUUUGAGACACGGCGCCGCCUCCAAGAUCGAUGGGCUCACGGCCGGAGAGAGCGGGCUGUGGACGCCUCGGGCGUACGGCAUCCUGGGCCGUGACGUAACCAAGAUGGGCUUCUGGAAGGAGUGGUUGCGGGCCAUCAUUGUGCCCAUGACGGACGGUGCGCUGUUGCGGGUGCCACCAAGCUCCCCCCGCGUCGGGCGCUGGCAGCCAUUGGAGCGUUACGUGGUCAACCUAUGCACUGAGGCCUUCAGCCCCACCAGCUCCAAGACGCAGGUCGAGCUGGGGGUGCGGGAGCUCCGCAUGUUUGCCCGCAACGAGGCCAUAAACGAGCUGCCGGGCUCGCGGAGCACAGACCUGUAUGCUCUCUUCCGUUGCCUCUCGCUCGAGAACGUCGUGGCCGUGUUCGAGUAUGCCAUGUCCGAGUCGCGCAUCAUCUUCAUCUCCUCCCACACGGCCAUGCUCCACCUCGCCUGCCACGCCAUCGCCAACCUUCUCUACCCGCUCAAGUGGGCCAGCGUCUUCAUCCCCGUCCUCCCGGCCCGCCUGCUGCAGGCUCUCGACGCGCCCUGCCCCUACAUUAUCGGGAUAGAAAAGAGGUACGAGAACAUCGUCCUUCCUGACGAUGACUACGUCCUGGUCGACCUGGACAGGGACACGGUCGAUGCCACGGCGCAGCCGAUCCGCUUGCCGCGACAGAACCGCCGCAAGCUCAUGUCGCUGCUCCAAGCCGCCGCUCCGCACGCGUUGAGGUACGGCGUGAACCAGGGGCCUCCGCCUUAUGCCGUCGAGUCGUUUCCGUACGACGGAUUCUCGGCCGAGAACCCCUCGCUCUUCAACUCGACUCCGCCCAAAUCCAGCCUCAACAAAUGUGUGUCUCAAAACUCGGCAGCGUUUGGCGACGCCGACCCGUUGUCGCCGCACCGGCCACCGCUGUUCAACGCGUUUGUGCAUUCCAAGAACGAGCUGUCCAAGGCGGAGCCGCCGGGAACGGCCAGAUCCAGCAAAAACAGUCCGCCAUCGUCGCUCUCUCCCGUGUCGACACACUUCCCGCCCAUGCCCACGACGCCUGUGUCGAGGAGCGACUCCGGGUUUGCCGGCUCGGCGGUGCUGCGCGAGAAGCGGUCGACGCACUUUGACGAGAAGUCGCGGCGCAGCUCCUCGUUCGGCGUGGACCUCGGGCGCGGCCCGCUGCACAAGCCCAGCCUCCCCAUACUCAACGGACACGCUCAGAGCCUUUCCAUCUCGGCCAUCUCGAUAGACUCGCAGUCGUCGUAUGGUGGGUAUGCGCCGUCCACGUACGCACAGUCGACGUUGGCGGCGUCGACGGUCAUGCCGCAGAUGCUCAUGCAGCCUGUGCAUAGCACCGAUACCACCAUCUGGGUUGAGGGCCACUGCUUCAACUGGGCCCCCAGUGAGGCGAGCCCGACGUGUGACAUUUGCGAGGACCGCUGCGAGGGCGAGGAUCUGUUCAAGUGCGCGGGUUGCAACUGUGUCUCGCACGGCCGCUGCCUUUCGGUGGCCUGUCUAGUCUGCCCUGCCGCCUUCGACGCCGACCGGGUGCGCGCCGCCUUCGUCAGGUGUCAGGCCAGCCUGCUGUAUACGUACCGCAAGUAUCUCCUCCGGCCGAGCAGGGAACAGAAGGCCAACGGCCAGCUGUCCGCCUUUGACAUGCAGGGUUUCAUCAGGAGCCUGCCACACGAGCAACAGGAGUACAUAGUGAUGAUGAGGGAAACUCAAGCGUUCAACGAGUUCAUCCACGAGCGGGAGCGCAUACCUCCCAGCAAUCCUGAGAUCAGGCUCUUUGACGAGAUCAUACUUGCAAAGAAGGCGCGCGGCCGUCCGGCUCUCGGCUCGCUCUCGCGCCUGUCCAUGAUUCGGGCGUCCCAUGUGGCGUCUGGCGCGGGCCACCUUCUUGGGGCACCCAGGAUUUCCAUAGGCUAUCUGGGAGACACGACAGACCAUAUCUGGCGGACGGCGUCGGUGCCGCUGCCCAUUGCCAAGUUUCCCGGCGACUACCGAUCCGUCGUCACCCGGAUCCCCACGAGGCUCGACCCUUCGCUGAUGAAGGAACCACGGGCCAUCCAGGGUGUGCCGAGGUCAGAGCAGCGUGGCAGUCGGGGUUUGAUCCGGAAACAAGUCCCCAGCACAUUGAGCGCGACUCCCCAGAGCCCUGGCUAGUCUUGUUGUUUGUUGAAGUUGAAGCCAAGGUCAUUUGUUUUCUGCCUGAAUGCUUUUGCCUUUGCUUUCCUCGUCUUCACACUUUUCCCAAAUCGCCAUGGCCUGGUCCGCAAUCACCCUGCUCUUAAUGUUGGAAAGUUCUUUUUUUUUUUUUUUUUUGGUUAUAGUGAACCCCCCAAUUGUCAUCCCUCCAGGCUGUUGUGAAAGAGGCAAUCCACUGCCCUUGUGGCUUUGUUUAAUGGCCGAGAUGCACAUAAAGGGAAGUGACGACGGCGGUGGGUGAUGGUGAUAGAACAUGGGAGAGGGACAUGUGGCCAACAGGUACGCAGCCACGCGCCAUUCUCGGAGGUGCUUGUGGCCACCUAGUUGUCAGGCCAUACGCUCUCCAUCCCUCGAGUGUAAUAAGUCAGGUUGUUACAGAUGGCACAUCAUGUAAAGGCAAGGGAAAAUGGAGGGGGUUCUUUUCCGGAGUAAAUGGAGGGAGGGAGAUCAUCAUAUUAGCAUCAUAAACGCCUUCCCGCCACAUUGGAUGAGCAUGGACAUUGGCAGAGGUAUGAACAAACGGGCGGCCCGGAUCUAGUGUUUUUUCUUCUCUCUCUAGACUAAAACAAUCAAUGCAUAUUUUCCUCUGGCUGCUGCGUCACUAUCGGCAAGAGUGAUGUUGCAUUUCAGAUGUAGGCAUCAUAC
This is a messenger RNA of Gaeumannomyces tritici R3-111a-1, 5023 nucleotides long. RefSeq names its product dDENN domain-containing protein. Lineage: Eukaryota; Fungi; Ascomycota; Sordariomycetes; Magnaporthales; Magnaporthaceae. Gene Ontology annotation, cellular component: cytoplasmic vesicle. The coding region runs from base 767 to 4336 and encodes 1189 amino acids. Gene Ontology annotation, biological process: regulation of Rab protein signal transduction. The transcript is spliced from 3 exons. The record is from RefSeq and is a predicted model, not a curated record.